AUGGUGCUCAUCUUUUCUCUUUCUCUUUGUGAAAGCUUGUCCAAGAAGAACAGAGACUUGCUCCGUCUUGAGGCGCAAGAGAAGAGGAGACGGGAGGCUGCUGGGGAGGAAGACCAGUUCCCUGGGAAGACUCCCACUUUUGCAAAACCCUACAAGACCAAUAAGAGAGAUGCGCUGUCAAGGCACAUUAGGAACAUCAUGGGCAGUUUCAAUGAUUUCAAGGUGUACAUGAGACAGAAUUUUCAGAAGGUCAUGUGGACUCCCAAAAAGUUGAAAUCAAGGUCACAGACCGGGAGGAAGAGUCAUGAACCGAGCUGCAGUCAAACCAAGUCAAUUCAGGACUCAGUGACAGAACAACAACUUAAAAAUGCUAGGGCAUCAAAAUCACUUGAGCUGGACCCUUCCCUGGAGGAAACCAACUGCACGGAUGUGCCAGCUGUUGAGGACAUUUUGAGGGAAAUGACCUCCUCAUUUUCACAGCCCCUGUCUCCUCUGCACGUGCCUCCAAAAGCAGAGCCUUCCAAAGCGCCAUGCUCCACACAGGACACAGACGGCUCUGUAGCUCAGAAUCAGGAGCAGUCUGGCACAGCUUCAGGAACAUUGCUGAGUUCUCGGCCAACAACAUCUUGGCUCCUGGAUGACCUGCAGCUCAGUGAUAGUGAGGAGAGUGAGGACAACCAAGUUGUUGAAAAGCCUCCUUCUCCACUUGCUGGUCCAAGCUCCUCAUCCCCGGACACCAGUGACUCAGAGAGCUCCUCGGGCUCAGAGACCCAGCACACCGUGGGUACCAAAAGGCCUGGCAAGCCCCUGGUGCACAACAGUGCCAAGAGAUGCCGGAGGGAGGACAGCGAGCCUUAA
Messenger RNA from Empidonax traillii (willow flycatcher), 858 nucleotides. Its product is annotated as AF4/FMR2 family member 1-like. The transcript has 7 exons. Lineage: Eukaryota; Metazoa; Chordata; Aves; Passeriformes; Tyrannidae. Bases 1 to 858 code for a protein of 285 amino acids. Gene Ontology annotation, cellular component: super elongation complex. Gene Ontology annotation, biological process: regulation of gene expression. The record is from RefSeq and is a predicted model, not a curated record.